AUGGCGGCCCACUCAGACAACCUCAACACGUAUGACUCUGCACCCAGCGAGUCAAAGCCUGCAGUACCAGACUAUCUCGCCACACCAAAUGCCGUCUUUGGCGAUGAGGGCGUUCAAUGGCGAUACGGGAAGGCCCCAGAUUACAGCAAGACUCGCAAAGUAUGGGCAGAAGGGAAACGUAUGAACCACGAGCCAGGAAGUCUGCCAGAGAUGGUGGAGAACCUCGUCAAGAACUGGGAAGUCGAGGCAUCGUUCAAGCCAAGGUUGUCUGAUUGGCGCACAAUCGACCAUGAAAAUUACUCAUUUGCAAUGGGUGGUGGAGCUCCGCAGUCCGCAGCGCACAUGAUCCAGGUCGGUACAUACAAUGGUAUCAUUGCGCCCAAUGAAUACUACAGCCCCGAGAACUCAGACUUUGCCUCAAGCCACAAGACAUUCAAGCGUAUGAUGCCGACCUUUGCCUGGGAAGUGCUUGAGGUAUACAGCGGGCCGCCGCGAGUCGCAUUCAGGUGGCGGCACUGGGGAGUAAUGAAGAAUGAUUACGUGGGAUUCAACGACAAGGGUGAGAAAGUUACUGCCAAGGCUCACGGUGGUCUCAUCGACAUUCAAGGCGUGACGGUUGCCACAGUCGAUGACAAAGUGCGACUUCAGGAUCUACAGACCUGGAUGGACCCACUGGAGAUGUUCAGGCAAAUCGCACCCGGUGGUAUCGUGAACAAAACUACGAUGAAUCGCAAGGUCGACAAGGAAGCUGCUUUGGACGAGCCGGCUGAGACGGACAGCAAGGCCGCCCCAGAGAGACAGGAUGAAGAUAAAUCCUUCUCAGAAGCAGCCCGACCAAGACAUGUGCUCGAAAGCACCGGUAAGGCUGCCAGUGCGCCCGUGCUACAUGUUGGUACAGUGUCGCAGGAUCAGAAACACUUGCCCCUAGGUUCCGCUGUCGGUGACGAAAAGAGCUCUGAUCCUGCUGAGGACGUAACACAGGCCCAGUCACAAGACGUUUGGCAUGAUGCACAAGACACUGUGUCCGAGGUGCAGUCAAUCGUAGACACCGCUACUAGUCAGGGCGGGAAGACUGCAGUGAGCAAGCCUGCUUCCAAUUACCAAGAAGCGAAACACAAAGCGAAGGAUGGCGAACCACCUGCCAGCGAAGUCCAGAGCAACCCCAGGGAGAUGCCGCAGCAGCAUACGAGCAUUGCGCCACGUUCCAUGUACACCUCAGCGGUCACCGGCAACGAGGAUAAGAUUCUGGAGCCAGCACAGCGCGGUGAGAUGGUCGAUGAGUCCAAGGAGACCGGCGCUCGUGAUGGUGUCGAUGACUGUCUUGAGCGUUCAGCCGAAGAGGUCCAUCCUCAGCCCAAGGAGACUGAGAAGAAUGUGCAGCCCGAGGCGGGCGAGGCUGUCGCAACAGCUCCUGGGAGUGAGGAGACGAGGGCUACUUAUGAGGAGAUGAGCCGCAUUUCCGCCUCGGAGUGUCCGUUCUUGAUGAACCGCGAGUGA
Messenger RNA from Fulvia fulva, 1497 nucleotides. RefSeq names its product Pathogen-related protein. The coding region runs from base 1 to 1497 and encodes 498 amino acids. NCBI's taxonomy places the organism in Eukaryota, Fungi, Ascomycota, Dothideomycetes, Mycosphaerellales, Mycosphaerellaceae. The record is from RefSeq and is a predicted model, not a curated record. The transcript has 5 exons.